Juglans regia (Persian walnut) is the source of this 1455-nucleotide messenger RNA. RefSeq lists its product as uncharacterized. The transcript has a single exon. NCBI's taxonomy places the organism in Eukaryota, Viridiplantae, Streptophyta, Magnoliopsida, Fagales, Juglandaceae. The record is from RefSeq and is a predicted model, not a curated record. The coding region runs from base 1 to 1455 and encodes 484 amino acids.
AUGGGGGACUCUGCUGGUGGUAUUAAACCAACGUACGCACAAGCAAUGGUGAAACAGGAUUCGUCUUCUUUCAAGAUGCCGAUGCGAUACCCAGUUGACAUAAAUGGAGAAUCAGGUUUCAUUUUUACUAAUCUGGAGAUGUCGAAAGCAGCCGAUGAUUUUCGUUUUGCUCUAGUUUUGAAGUUUGUUCGUAUACAUCCUCCGAUAGAAAAGAUUCGGCGUCAUAUUAUUAAAUCCUGGGGGUUAUUGGAAAGUCCUACGAUUAGUUUCAUGGAUGCAUAUUAUGUGCUCCUACGGUUGCAAACGGAAAGGGAUUUUGUGCAUGCCUGGGCGAGAGAAGGCAGAUUGAUGGAAGGUUGCGUGUUCCGUAUAUUCAAAUGGACGAAGGAUUUUGAUCUUCAUAUUGAACCCUCACUAGCACCGCAGUGGAUUUUUUUGCCUGGGCUACCCAUGCAUCUAUAUAGGCAGGAUUGCCUGCAGAUUCUAGCCACACGGUUUGGUCGAUAUUUGGGCACAAAUCAUGCAACUUUGAACCAAACGAGAGCAACGGGUGCGUGCAUGUGUGUUGAAAUCGAUCUGAAGGAAGAUCUGGUGCAAGGCUUCCCGAUUGUGGUGUCUGUGAAUAAGACCCUUUGGCAGGCGGUAAAAUAUGAAAAGCUGGGCUUCUAUUGCACUAAAUGUUGUAGGCAAGGGCACACGGUAGCAGUAUGCAGAAUAGGUGAGUAUAGGAAGAAUUCGAGUAGGGAGAGGAUCACAGUUUCGUGUCAGGAUUGGAAGAAAGUAACAAAAGAGAACGAGUUGCAAAUGGAUAUCUCGAUUCUGAAAGAAAUUCCUCAGAGUACAACGGAUUGCAAGGACAAUGAUGAAGGAAAACAAGUGCUUAAUGAUUUAACCAUUAUUGAAUUAAAGGAAGGCGAAUUUACGACAAAUGAUGGACAGAGUAUGGAGAUUCUUCAAUUGGAGAACAUGACAGUAAAAGUUCUGCCAGACUGUUCUGGCCUUGAAGAUGUUGGCACUCUGGUUUGUGAGGAUGUGAUGGCAGAGGAGAUUCUGAAGACAGUGGGAUCAAAUUUUUCAAAGGGUCUGAGUGUAAUACAAGAUGGAGGAGGGUCUGUAGUGUUGACCCAAGACGAAAUGCAAGUGGUGGAUUGGGAUACUUUGGUGGAGAUGUCUGGGAAGAAGGACAGUAAGCAGGGGCAUAUGGCUCUGGUUUCUGAACUGUUAGAAUUAGAAUGCCAAGCUAAUUCAACAACUGCUGAGAUAUCCCUUCCAGGUGAAGGCAUGACAGAGAGUUUUUCUGAUGGAGAAACGAGAUGCAAAUCCCCAACCUUAAUGAAAGAGAGGUGUUAUGAUUCAGAUACAGAUCUCCAGGUCGCUUUGAAGGUUAGUGGCAAAAAGCAGGCGGUCCGUCAAUCCCUACGGGUUUUAUCCCGUCCCUCUAAACUAAACUUGUAA